AUGCUGAUUUCAAUCAGAAAUGUGUUUAAAUACUUUUUUUCACAUUGUCAGAGUUUAUUUAAUGAUGCAAAAUUGGUCGAGUUCCUAAGAGGCAGUUCUUUUGAUGCGGUGUUUACAGAUCCUUUUGAUCUGUGUGGCUUAAUUGUGGCCAAGUACUUAUCACUCCCAUCUGUAGUCUUUACUAGGGGAGUAUUUCGUCACUUUCUUGAAGAAGGCACGCAGGCCCCCAGUCCUGUUUCUUAUGUUCCCAGAAGUCUCCUAGGGUCCUCAGACACCAUGACUUUCAAGGAGAGAGUAUGGAACCAUAUCUUCCAUUUAGGGGAAUGUUUAUUUCAUGCUUCUUUUUUCAAAAGUGGUUUAGAAAUUGCCUCUGAGAUUUUGCAACAGCCGGUCACAGCUUACGACCUCCACAGCCACACGUCCAUUUGGUUGAUACGAACUGACUUUGUUUUUGACUAUCCCAAGCCUGUGAUGCCCAACAUGGUCUUCGUAGGAGGCAUCAACUGUGAGCAGAGAAAGCCUCUGAGCCAGGUGAGUCACCUCCCCUUAGGUCCUGUAGGGAUGCCCUUCUAUGGGUAG
Molecule: messenger RNA, 579 nt
Organism: Elephantulus edwardii (Cape elephant shrew)
Lineage: Eukaryota; Metazoa; Chordata; Mammalia; Macroscelidea; Macroscelididae
Gene: UGT1A7
Product: UDP glucuronosyltransferase 1 family, polypeptide A7
Exons: 1
Molecular function (GO): UDP-glycosyltransferase activity
Source: RefSeq, a predicted model, not a curated record